Messenger RNA from Drosophila grimshawi, 1575 nucleotides. RefSeq names its product zinc finger protein 771 (gene Zaf1). Gene Ontology annotation, molecular function: RNA polymerase II cis-regulatory region sequence-specific DNA binding; DNA-binding transcription factor activity; zinc ion binding. The coding region runs from base 170 to 1483 and encodes 437 amino acids. Gene Ontology annotation, biological process: regulation of transcription by RNA polymerase II. Lineage: Eukaryota; Metazoa; Arthropoda; Insecta; Diptera; Drosophilidae. The transcript has 4 exons. The record is from RefSeq and is a predicted model, not a curated record. Gene Ontology annotation, cellular component: nucleus.
UAAGUUUUGCUUAAGAAAACCCUGUCAACAGGUUGACAUGAAAACGCGCGUUUCAAAUGCAGUGGAAACAAACUAAACGAAGCCGUGUUGACUCCAAGUCCCGUCGUGGCGCAAAAUGAACUCCUGUGUUUAAUUUACAAUCGUAUUCGCAAUUCUGAAAGCAUAAAUAAUGGAAAUCUGCAUAAAGUGGAGCAUGUGCCGAACCUGCACUGGAGGCACUAGCUCCCAACUGCAGCCCCUCUUCAAAGACUCAAUAUUAGCCGAACAGCUCCUGGAAUACGCUGGAGUUCUUGUGAAACCAGACGACGGAUUGCCAGAUCAGAUAUGUGUAGAGUGUGUGCAGCAUCUGCAAUUUGUGCACACCUUCCUUACAGGCUGCAAACGAGUCGAUGUCCAUCUGAGAGGUGCGGUGCGCCGCACCAUGUCCUUGAGAAAAUGCUUUCCGAGUGUGCCCGCCGUAGAUGCCAAUACGGAGAAUUGCGAUAUGGAAUCCGAAAUAGAGACACAGGCGCGUAAGCAAAGCAGCCAAUCAAAUCCAAACCAAUCAAAGAAAAUAUUGAAUACACAUCCGGGGAAGAAUGCCACCGAACAGGAGGAGCUGGUUCCUGAGGACAUUGUAAUACAGGAGGUCGAAUCGUCAGAGGAGCUCGACCUGCUAACAACAACGACAACUCAAUCCUCGGAGAAGUCGUCGUCGGCUACAGGUGCAGAUGACAGUGAUGAUUAUGUGCUUGUCGUCAGCAAAUGUAUGCUAAAUCUGACUCAAAGCGAGGCGGUGGAAAACAAUGACAGCGAAUACAAUGCAAUGGAUGUGGGUGAUCCAUCUGGUAGAGAAGAUGAUCAUGAACAUGAUGAUAAUGAUGAGGAUAAAAAUAUCGAACAGGAUAGCAAUCAAGUUGCAGAUGCAGACAAUGAGCCAGCUACAAAUGAUAAUGAAAUGGAGCCGGCAGCAGCUGUUGCUCCGCUUACGAUUGAUCUGUCCGCCGCCUUGGAACUCUCGAAUUCGGUCAAGCACAACUGCUCCAUGUGCGGCAAUUCGUUUGGCAAUCAGGCACAGCUCAAAUCCCACAUGCGCACCCAUCGCAACGAGCGGAGCUACGAGUGCGAGCUGUGCUCCAAGCGCUUCAAUGCCGCCUGCAAUUUGACCACACACAUGCGCACCCACACGGGCGAGAAACCCUAUGAGUGCACCCACUGUGGACGCCGUUUCGCGGAUCGCAGCACCCAACGGAAUCACGAACGCUCGCACACCAAUGAACGACCCUAUGCGUGUGAGACCUGCGGGAAGACCUUCUCACUGUCAUCCACAUUGAAGGCACACUCAUUGUCCCACUCCAAGUUGAAGCCGCACAAGUGUCUCACUUGCAACAAGGACUUUCGCCUGCCUCACCAUCUGAAGGCGCACGAAAGAACGCACGUUCAUCGCUGUGAAGUGGACAUCCUGAUCUACAAUCGGGACGAUGGCGAUUACACCAGCAGCUAGGCGCUGCUCCAACUGAAUCAAUUGCUCCUGUGGUAGCUGCAUAUUUUUUGCUGUACAAUUUACCGAUAAUAAAUUUCUCUUAUAAUUUACAA